GCGGCGCCGCGGCGGCUCCCGGCUGUUCGACGCGCCGAGCGUGCAUGGCGCGGUGCCGGCCGGCAUGGCGCCCAGUGCCACCUGGCGGAGGCGGCGCCAACUAGCCGGCCGGCCGACGGCCGCCAGUGCAGUGCGCCCGCCGCUGGCGGGAGGAUGGCCGCCUAUGGCGCCCCUGGCCGCUGCUAGUGCCGUGCUUGCUUUCCUGCUAUUCUACAACACGCUAGACGCAGACUUCGCCUACGAUGACAGCCGAGCGAUCAAGACCAACCCGGACAUCCUGCCGAGCACGCCGCUCUCCAGCCUGCUGCGGGACGACUUCUGGGGCACGCCACUCAGCCACAGCGGCUCGCACAAGUCCUACCGGCCCAUCACCGUGCUCAGCUUCCGGCUCAACUACCUGGCCGGCGGCCUCCACCCCUGGGGCUACCACCUGGUCAACGUGCUGCUGCACUGCCUGGCCUGCGGCCUGUUCGGCCAGCUGUGCGCGCAGCUGCUGGGCGCCGCCUCGCCGGCCGCCUGGCUCGGCUCGCUGCUGUUCGCCGUGCACCCCGUGCACACGGAGGCGGUGGCCGGCGUGGUCGGACGCGCCGACGUCGGCGCCGCCGUCUUCUUCCUGCUCAGCUUCUUCUCGUACAGCGCUUACCUGCGUCAGCGCGAGACGACGGACGCGCCGCGGCCGCUGCACAGAAACGGAAGUGCCGCCGGUCACCGCAGCGUGGCGCCACCGGCGCGGCGCGGCUGGCGCGCCCUGUUCGCGUGCUUUGUGUGCGCCGCGUGUGCAAUGCUCACGAAAGAGCACGGGAUCACAGUGCUGGGCACCUGCGUCGUCUAUGACCUACUCGUGUUUCACAAGCUCACAGCCAAAGAACUGUCACACAUUUUUAACGAGCGGUACCGUCGCGUGCUGGAGGGUCCCGCGCUGCUGGUGGCCAUGUCGGCCGUCCUGCUCUCGGUCCGGCUCCUGGUGAUGGGCUCUCGGCCGCCCGAGUUCUCUCCGUCCGAUAACCCGGCGGCCGACAGCGACUCGCUGCUGGUGCGCACGCUCACCUUCCUUCACCUGCCGGCCGUCAGCCUGGGCCUGCUGCUCUGUCCCAGCACGCUGAGCUUCGACUGGUCGAUGGACGCCAUCCCGCUGCUGACGUCCCUCUCCGACCCGCGGAACCUGCUCACCCUGGCGCUGUACGCCGGAGCCGCCGCGCUGGCGGCCGCCGUGCUGCGACAGAUGCACACCGACCGGCGCGCCUACUACGUGGAGCGGGUGCGCUCCUACCUGCGCGCGCAGGACGCGGCCGGCUGCUCGGACGCCGAGUCCGAGUCCUCGGCGGCCUCGGCCGAGUCCGGCUUCAGCCAGCUGGACGCCGUGAUCCUGGGCGCCGCGCUGCUAGUCAUCCCCUUCCUGCCCGCCUCCAACCUGUUCUUCUACGUCGGCUUCGUGGUGGCGGAGCGGGUGCUGUACAUCCCGUCGAUGGGCUACUGCCUACUGGUGGCGGCCGGGUUCGGCGCGCUGCGGACGCGGUUGCGGCGGCGCGGUCGGGCGGCCGCUGGCGUGGCGGCUGUGGCCCUCCUGCUGGCCAUGGCCGGCCGCACUUACCUGAGGAACCUCGACUGGAGGACUGAGGAGCGCCUCUACCGGUCCGGCAUCGCCGUCAACCCGCCCAAAGCGUACGGCAACCUGGCCAACAUCCUGAGCUCCAACGGGAUGAAGGAGGAGGCCGAGAGGGCCUACAAGAUGGCGCUCUCGUACCGCUCCAACAUGGCCGACGUCCACUACAACCUAGGAAUUCUGUACCAGGAGCAGAAGCUGUACGACAAGGCGCUCCAGUCGUACGACAAGGCGAUCCAGUACCGGCCACGGAUGGCGAUGGCGCACCUGAACAAGGGCCUGGCGCUGGGUCUGUCCGGUCAGAAGGAGGCCGCCGCCGCCGUCUACCGGCACUGCUCCACGCUGGACGGCGCCGGCCUCAAGGACCCGCGCACACACGAGGCCACUAAAAUAUCGGCUCUGUUCAACCUGGGUCGGCUGUACGCGGACGACGGCAGCUUCCAGGAGGCGAUCGCCGUCUACCAGGAGGCCAUCGAGCGGAUGCCGCCGCACUAUCAGCCGCAGAGCCUGUACAACAUGCUCGGCGAGGCGUUCUUCAAGCUAGGAAACCUGUCCGAGGCCGAGAGCUGGUACCAGGCGGCGCUGAGGGCCAAGCCGGACCACGUGCCCGCCCAUCUCACCUACGGAAAGCUGCUGGCAAAGGUGGGCCGCGUGCACGAGGCGCAGAGCUGGUUCGUCAAGGCGCUGGCGCUGUCUCCUACCGACCCGGCCGUCUAUCAGCACUACGGUCAGUUCCUGGCCGAUGCCGACCGGCCGCAGGAGGCUGCUGACAUCUACCGGCGGGCGGCCGAACUAGCGCCGCACGAGUACGAGAUGGUGUUCAACGCUGCCAACAUUCUCCGCCAGGCGGCGCGCAACGAGGAGGCCGAACACUACUACCGGAUCGCCGUCCGGCUCCGGCCCAAUGAGGCCACCAGUCAUAUGAACCUGGGCGCGAUGCUGCACGUGAACGGGAAGCUGGAGGAGGCCGAACAGUCGUACCUGGCCGCGCUGCGCAUCCGACCCGACGAACAGAUCACCAAGACGAACCUGCAGAAGCUGCGCCACCUGUUCUCAAAGAGCCGGAAGGGCGGCAGCCGCCGGCGAUGAGGGCGGCCAACGCGUCCUUCGUCUGUGAUACCGACCGGGGCGCGGGCCGCCGCCGCCCGGCCUCACCCACACCAAAGAAAGACGAGCGCCGCGCCGCGCCGCCGCCGGCCAGCCCCGGGGCUCCGCCCUGACCGGCCGGCAGGGGGCGGCGCGGCCGCUCCUCUGACGUACUUUCCCCGAGUGGUCAACUCAUGCUGUGGUGCGCGGCGGUAGGGAGGUUGUUUUUUAAUUUAAUCAUCAGAAGGUAUUACUCUAGGACUGUGGAGGCAAUAUGUCGUCGGACAGCGCCAGCCGUGAUACGCGGCGCUUCUCUCGGGUCCGCGCGUUGUUUGUUGUGCUGAGCCGUGGGCCGCGGACGCGGGGGAAGGACUCCAGCCGGCCGCGGCGGGUCGGGCGGCGGAGCUGCGAGCGACCGCCAACCAUCUGUGAUUAUGUAUGUGCUACUAGCUGUCAUAGACAAUAUAUGUUAUACUCGUUGA
Messenger RNA from Amphibalanus amphitrite, 3171 nucleotides. RefSeq names its product protein O-mannosyl-transferase TMTC2-like. Gene Ontology annotation, biological process: protein O-linked glycosylation via mannose. Gene Ontology annotation, cellular component: endoplasmic reticulum membrane. The record is from RefSeq and is a predicted model, not a curated record. Lineage: Eukaryota; Metazoa; Arthropoda; Thecostraca; Balanomorpha; Balanidae. The transcript is spliced from 10 exons. Gene Ontology annotation, molecular function: protein binding; mannosyltransferase activity. The coding region runs from base 65 to 2692 and encodes 875 amino acids.